Messenger RNA from Entrophospora candida, 753 nucleotides. The record is from the annotation of a GenBank genome assembly. NCBI's taxonomy places the organism in Eukaryota, Fungi, Glomeromycota, Glomeromycetes, Entrophosporales, Entrophosporaceae.
AUGUCAACAUUUAUUAAAAAUAAUAAAAGUAUUUUUACGAGAACAAUAACGACAACAGUUAAUAAUAAUAAUAAUAAAAUUUUAAAAUAUUUAAUUAAUUUAAUGAUAAUGAAAUCACCAUCAUCAAUUUCUUUUUCUUCAAGAAACUAUCAAACAUCUUCAUUUUUUGAUAAUAUUAUUAAUAGUAACAAAAAUACUAACAAAAAUAGCAAAGAUAGUAAAAAUAUAGAUGACAAUAAGAAGAAUAAUAAAGAUUCUAAACCUGAUAAAACUAAAAGUGAAGCAACAAUAUUUAUAAAUGAUAAUAAUGAAGAUCAAAAAUUUUUAAAGGAAGAUCCAAUAAUUUCACAACUUAUUAAUAUGAUAAUGAAAGAUGGUAAGAAAGCCACUGCAACAAAAUAUGUUUUAGAUGCAGCACUUGAAAUACGUAAACAAACCAACAAUGAAGAUCCGUACAAGGUUAUUAAGACAGCAAUAGAAAUUGCAUCACCUCUUGUUGAUUUGAUAAGUAAGAAAGUCACUGGUACAAAGUCAGCACAAAUACCAACCGCGUUGAAUCCAAGACAACAAAGAAAUCGUGGUAUUAAAUGGAUACUUGACGCAUCUGAAAGACGUAAUCAUAAACAAUUUAGUGUUAGGCUGGCUCUAGAAAUUUUGUCGGUUAUAAAUAAUACUAGUCCGGCAGUAAAGAAAAAAGAACAACUGCAUAGUAGUGCAAUACAAAAUAGAUCUAGCCUACCAAUUAAAUGGUAA